ACAGGCGGUCAAUAAGCGAUAUUGCACGGUUGAGUUGGUGGUUAUCGGGUGGCCUAGCAAGUACCCGUUUCUCAUCAAAUCAAUAAAUCAUCUAAUUUGCAUCCAUAGCGGCCAGUACGUUCAGGAAAAUAGAAAACCGAUUAUUUCCGUUUUUUGUUCGUCAAGUUUGGUCUAAAGAAUGAGGAAAUAUCAAAAGUAUAACGGACAUGUUUUAAUGUUGAUUAUAUUAUUAAUAGCCUGUUAUAUUAGACCAGCAGUUGUUACUGGAAGCCAAGAAAAGACCGACAGAGAAUGUACACUGGGAGAUAAAGAAUGUCGAAAAACAGAAAAACCAAAACUACGAUUAGCACUGCCGUACAUCAAUACUGUCAAGGUUGGUUAUGAACAACAAGUUCAAUUGUCAGAAGGAAAGCUGCUCAAUAUAAAGACAUUGAGUACGGCGCCACCAAUUUUUGAAAUCCCUGACUUUUUUACUGCCGACGAGUGUGACUUGGUUAUUGAGAUGGCCAAGAAUAAAGGCAUGUCAGACAGUCCUGUCAUGGAGGAUCCACGAGGCCUUCCUAAUGACACUACUAAACAAGUGUUUGAUGACUGGGACACUAAUGAUGAUGGCUUCAUUGAUCCCGAGGAGGUGAUAUAUUUACCAGGAAAAAGUGAUUUGUACCUCACGACUGAAGAUGUCACCAAAAUGUUUGCUGAUCUUGCAAUAGACAAAGAUAACAAUGGAAAAAUGGAUUUCGAGGAGCUUCAGGCAGUAACAGUAGAAGGAAUGAAGAAAUACUUUGAUGGUCUGAGAAACACCAAGUCACGGUUACGAAGCAGAAAUACUCAGCAAACCUGGUUAUGGCACGACGAGGAUGAACUACUCCAGUACGAAGACCUGCUGGAAGAUUAUCAUGAUAGGUUUUCCAAGCUCACCAAAUUACCUAGUAAGAUCAUAGAAGACAGUGAACCACUGCAGGUAGAACACUACCAACAGCAUGGUCAUUAUCACUGUCAUCAUGAUUCUGAGGUUAUCAACACAGGCCUCCCAUGUUGUACAUAUGGGGCGUCAGAAUGCAGGUUAUGUAGAUAUCUUACUGUCAGUAUAUUCCUAAACGACGUUGAAGAUGGUGGAGAGUUGGCCUUCCCUGUAGCAGACAAUAAUACAUUCAACUGGGAGGUUUGGACAAAGGAAUCUUUGACCAAGUGUAACCUUGCCAAACACUGCUCUGAAUCAAACCUCGUUAUCAAGCCAAAGAAAGGCAAAGCUAUAUUAUUCUAUAAUCACCUGCUGAACCACAAGACUCGCUGGCUCAGUGCAGUCGACCCAAGAGCGUUAGUUGGCGGCUGUGACGUCAGGAAGGGAGAGAAAUGGAUAGCUAAUGCAUGGAUUAAUAUUAACGGUGAUGGGAUCAAUGACUUGAUAUCAUGGAAAUCAGCCGCGAAUUGGAUGUCGGGAAAUAAUAGGAAUGAUGAAGUGAUAACUGCAUUGAAACGAACAGAUACUGAAGGGAAUAUUGACGAAGAAAUUGAAAAUAGAUAUACUCUAGAAAAGAACAUACUGAGGGCUCCCACGAGUAACAAGAUAGAGGGCCCUCCUAGACCGGAAGGGACACCUGACUUUAACAACGUUCAGGGACAUGCUCGUGGAUCGUAUGAUGCGAUAGAAGGUAUUAAUAUGAAGGAAGUUAAAAACGAUAAUACUCCACAUACACAACAAGAGAAUAUAUAUACUCGUGGGACUCAUGAUGCUACACAAGGUAUUAAUAUGAAGGAAGUAAAAAAGGAUAAUACUCCACAAACACAACAAGAGAAUAUAUAUACUCGUGGGACUCAUGAUGCUACACAAGGUAUUAAUAUGAAGGAAGUUAAAAACGAUAAUACUCCACAAACACAACAAGAAAAUGUACGAUAUACAAAACAAUCCACACAAGAGCAAGAUGAGGAGGAAGAAGGUCCAACAGGACCUAUAGCACACUUAGGAAACACACCAGCACCGUUACCGUUACCAUUAGAAACGGUGACUGAACCAAAACCACCAACAAUGGAUGACCCACCCAUCCCCCCACAGGAGGGAUAUCGGGUACUCAGAUCAAUAAUGCUAUUAAUAGAUGAACUGGAUCAAGUUGAGCUUGAGAUCUUAGCAAGAAACUUACAUUCGAAAUUAAAACUGGUCUGUGUACCUUUAAUAAUGAAUCCUAUGGGAGGUAUAUAAGAAUAUGAAAUAAAUACUAAACCGACUCCAGCCCACCGACGGGAUGUUGUACAGAACGCAACAAUGAACAAUGUAUAGCAUAAAUACGUCAAAUCACUAACAAGAGUAAUGCAUAACAUGCCGGGCCACCAUGCGUCAUGCAGUAAUAUAUAUAUAUAUACCACUUGUAAAGACCUCUGCUUGUCGGUGAGGUACUGGUACGAGUGUGUUUAGUGACUUAUUAAUAGUGGCAUAAGUGUUAUACAAGUGUCGUCUAUACAUUCCUUAUCAGUAUAGGUUAUAUCGCUAGUUUGUCGCACCAAUGUAUUCUUGGGCUAUUAACAAAAUACGUCAUGCUUUGUUGUUCUUUUGUUCAGUGUUAUUUAACUGAGUUAACAGUCCCAGAAUGCAUUGCUGUGACAGUGAUAUAGUCUAUGACAUGUUUAUGUCAGAAUCGUGUACAAAGUUGCCGUUAAUAUCAAGAGAACACAAAACUAGAAAACGAUUUUUUUAAAUUAAGGUAGCUGCCUACUUCAGCAAAAAGUAAUUAGAUAACUUUUUAAGAAAGCUUUUUUACACAGCAGGGCCGAGUUGUUCAAAGCUGGAUUAGCGCUAACCCAGGAUUAAGUCCAUAGGUCUCAUUAAGAGUUAACCCAGGAUUAGCACUAAUCGGGCUUUGAACAACUGGGCCGAAAUAGUACGCUGAUUCAAAAUGAAGGGAUAAAAAUGGUGUGUCCCGAGCUCGUUUUCGAGUAAUGAGAUGUUAAUUUUACCAUCCAAGUUUUCGAAAGAAAAAUAGCGGAAACCAAAAUAAUUUAUAACUCGAAGGUGUAGGAAGUAAUUGAGUCAAAACAUCUACUAGGAUUUUUGACAAAUAAAACUAAUUGAAUGAAGAUUAUUGAGAAUAAGCACUAACAUUUUGAAGCUAUAACACCGCUUUGAGCUUUAACACCGCUUUGAAUUUUUUUUGUGUGAAGACAUGCGAAUCAAACGCUGCGAAGUAGUCAGCCACAUUUAGAUCAAUAUUAUAUUGUUUCAUACCGGAAUACUAAAUCUAAUUGUUACAUGAAUUGUAUAAAAAAGAUGAAUCAAUCGAGAAAUAAAAAAAGAAAGCCUGGUCUGGUCUGGUCUGGUUUAUUCCUCCUAUAAGGGUAAUGUACUUUAAAUAUUACUGGA
Molecule: messenger RNA, 3352 nt
Organism: Actinia tenebrosa (Australian red waratah sea anemone)
Lineage: Eukaryota; Metazoa; Cnidaria; Anthozoa; Actiniaria; Actiniidae
Product: transmembrane prolyl 4-hydroxylase
Biological process (GO): peptidyl-proline hydroxylation to 4-hydroxy-L-proline
Cellular component (GO): endoplasmic reticulum
Molecular function (GO): procollagen-proline 4-dioxygenase activity; L-ascorbic acid binding; iron ion binding
Source: RefSeq, a predicted model, not a curated record